Messenger RNA from Orbilia oligospora ATCC 24927, 1095 nucleotides. RefSeq lists its product as uncharacterized. The coding region runs from base 1 to 1095 and encodes 364 amino acids. The transcript is spliced from 3 exons. Lineage: Eukaryota; Fungi; Ascomycota; Orbiliomycetes; Orbiliales; Orbiliaceae. The record is from RefSeq and is a predicted model, not a curated record.
AUGAUGUACCGGUGCUAUUUGAGUCUCAUGACUCUCAUUGGCCUUGAGCUGCUCAGCGGCUGCUAUGCAUAUGUUCCCAUCCCGCCGAAGUCCUUGAGAGUGCGCCAGAAUGCAGACGCAGCCUUAGCAGUGGCCGUCGCCGCUCCGACGGCAGUAGCAGGAUGCUCCAAGUCUUUCACCCCACUCGAGGGUGAUACUUGUCUAGUUGUUGCCGCAUUAAACGCGAUAUCUAUCGAUGAUUUCAUCAAAUGGAAUCCAAGUCUCAAGUCUGAAGACGUUUGUGACCAACUACUUCUACCGGGCACUUCUUAUUGCGUUAAUGUACCGCCGCCGCCACCACCGCCGCCAUCCACCCAAACGACAACUAAGGACGCCCCAAAACCCACACCGGCACCCACGGUUCCAGCGAAUGGCGUCAUCACACCGUCACCAGUACAACCUGGCAUGGUCCCAAACUGUAACAAAUUCCAUCUCGUAGCGUCUGGACAAACAUGCCAAGAUAUUACGUCGAAAUUCUCGCUCAGUAUUGAGCUUUUAGCCAAAUGGAACCCUGCGAUCGGAAAGCAAUGCACUACUAUGUGGGCGGGGACUCAUCUUUGCAUAGGCGUCAUCGGUGGCACUCCUACUGUACCCACAACAGCCCCUCCAGCCAAUGGUACCCCUUCACCUAUUGGUGCUAAUACGACAAAAAAUUGCAAGAAGUGGGCAUAUAUAAGAAGCGGUGAUACUUGUCAGACCAUUCUUGACAGAAACCGAGACUCUAAAUCCACCUUGAAGGACCUCAUUCGCUGGAAUCCUUCUGUGAGAGCGGACUGUAGCGGGUUGAUAGCCGCUAACUUCCUUUGUAUCAUCGGACCGGCCGCUCCGCCGACAACCACAAAACCCACACCAGCAAACCCCACUCCUAGUCCUAUUCAAGCGGGUCAGGUCAAGAAUUGUAAAGGUUGGGCUUAUGUCAAGCAGGGCGAGACCUGCCAGCACAUUCUAAAGAGGCACCCAAAGGUUACGUUGUCCCAGCUGUUCACUUGGAAUCCGGCUAUUGGCAAAGACUGUUCGAAAAUGUGGGCGAAGACAUAUUUAUGUGUCGCCGUAUGA